AUGACCCGCGAACUGCUUGAGGCUGAUCAUACCUUCUGGAGCUCGUGGUUCCUCAGCCGGCUGAUGUAUCACACCAUCCCCUGUCUUCUGAACCACCCUCUUCUCUUGACUCUCCAGAUCCACGGGAAACACAACGUAACGGAAGCUUUUCUGCACCAGGCUGCCUUCUCUAUCACCAAUCAUGUUUCUUGGUUCAUGCACUUUCUACAGAUCAUGAGGUCGAGGGACUUUGUCUCCAAUGAUUUGGUCAUGGUUUACUGUACAACAGUCAUUGCGACGAUCGAACUUCAGAGAUCAUUGUCGAGAGAGGUGGGAAAGGAGUCUCACGCCAAGAAGAGCCAGGAGAACUUCGAUGAAUGUCUCAAAUUCAUUACGAAUAUGGAGGCGAGAUGGGCUCUCAGAUUCUGCUCAGCCUGUCUGCGGAAAUGCCUUCUUGGAUUCGUUCGAAUUACUCUGAGGAGGAGGAAACCAUCGGGAUCAACCUUGCAAGGAUAUUAA
Molecule: messenger RNA, 498 nt
Organism: Verticillium alfalfae VaMs.102
Lineage: Eukaryota; Fungi; Ascomycota; Sordariomycetes; Glomerellales; Plectosphaerellaceae
Exons: 2
Coding region: 1-498 (165 amino acids)
Source: RefSeq, a predicted model, not a curated record